This is a messenger RNA of Porites lobata, 10519 nucleotides long. The record is from the annotation of a GenBank genome assembly. NCBI's taxonomy places the organism in Eukaryota, Metazoa, Cnidaria, Anthozoa, Scleractinia, Poritidae.
AUGUUUAUUGUCGCGCUAGCUGUCAGUGAUUUACUAAUAUCUGUCAGCUGUAUGCCUCUGUCAGUUGCUACUCUCGUUCAAGGCCGAUGGAUUUUCGGGACCAGUGUUUGUCGACUCCAGGGUGCUGCAAUGUUUACGUUUUCAUUGGCAUCUCUAAAUACCAUGGGGGUUAUUGCAGUUAGCCGAUAUUUUUGCGUGGUGAAACCAACGAGGUACAUUGUAUUAUUCCGGAGGCAAAGAAUUUUGAUGUACACUGCGGUAGUAUGGUGUACGGCUCUCAUUGGUUCAGUGCCUCCGCUAAUUUUUCAGACAGGCGGAUACACUUUCCAACCAGCAAAAGCAAUGUGCAUGUACCCAUUCCAAACUAACAUUGCUUAUACCGUCUUCAUCGAAUGUGUGUUUGUCGCUGCGCCCUUUACAUUCAUCACUUUCUGCUACGCCAAAGUGUUCUACACAGUGUCAAGAUCAAAUCGUGUUUUCAUGCAAGAAAAUAACCCUGAACAGCUCAGAGCAAACGUCGAAGAAGCAAAAGUGACAAAGACAUUAGCCUUGGUCAUGGCCAGUUUCUCCUUAUGUUGGCUUCCUAUCUGUAUUAUGGAUUACAUCGACGCAACACGCGGGGAGCCCACUUUGCCACGACAGGUAUAUCUUACAUACGGGUUUCUGGCCUACCUAAGUAGUACAAUCAACCCCUUUAUAUAUGGCGCUACCAAUAGGCGCUUCAGACAAGAAUACAAAACCAUUUUGAAAAAGAUAAGUUUGAUCUUUACUUGUGGUCGCUGCAGCUGAAGACAGAAUCGAACGUCCGAUAAUCCACCAAAUUUAGCGGUGACCGAGCUUUAAACUAUCUGAAAACAAAUGUGGAAAACAAGAUGUCAAUGUUAGACAAGUUCAAGGCCUUUUGAGGUGAUACAAUGAAGACCUAACAAGUUUAAAACGAAGAGUAGGCGAAAGUGCUUUGGAAAAAGAAAUAGUUUUACUACUAAUAAGAACUAACAAUUUUUCCUCGAGCCCGAAUGGGCUCUGAGUCAAUAGCCCAAACGAAGGCCGAAUGGGCUAUUGACUCAGGGGCCAUAAGGGCGAGAGGAAUAAUUGUUUUUAGUAAAAUCCAACUAGUUGGUCAAAAAUAUCGAGAAUAGAAAAAAAUUUAGCUUCUUAAAGCUAGACUUUAAUCCUUUUUUGCCGCCAAAAAGCCGGCGCUUUUCGCUACUAGUGGGCUAUAACAUAUAGCCUAGUAGUAGCUCAACCAAUCAGAACGCAGCAUUGAUAAUAGACCACUAGUUGGAUUUUACUAAUAAUAAUUUACCAAUUUAUAUAGCGCGUAUUUACAUAUGCUGAUCAAUAACGCUUUACAAUCAUAUGUUUAAGAGAAAACGAAAAUACAUUACCGUGAGAAUAAAAUAACCUUAGUUACAAACUAUAAAUACUUAAAAAGAUACGUUUUAAGUCGAGAUUUAAAACUGUUAAGUGAUGUUGCUUGACGAAGCUCCACAGGCAGGCCAGUCCAGAGUUUCGAAGCUGCUGCUGAGAAUGAUCUUGCUUCCAGUGUUGUAAGCAUCUUUCCCUUGAGAUGGUCCAAUAAGAGCUUACCAGUAGACCUAAGGUUAUAUAAUGAAUUCGAUUUUAUACUAAUAAGAUCGCUAAGAUAAGUUGGCGCUAGGCCAUAAAUACAUUUGAAAGUCAAAAGUAAAAUCUUAUAGUCAAUACGCAAAGAAACCGGCAGCCUGUGCAGCUCAUAAAGCGCCGCUGUAAUGUGAGAAAAUUUUCCGAUGCCAAGAAUAAGUCUUGCUGCUGCAUUUUGUACAUGCUGUAAUUUAGCGAUCUCCGCCUUUGGUAAGCCAAACAAUAAACCAUUACAAUAGUCAAGACGGCUGGUUAUAAAAGCAUGAACCAAAGUCAUUAAAGAAUCUCUCGACUGACAGGGGCGGAUCCAGGAUUUUUUUUAGGAGGGGGUGCACUCGUCUCUUGCUCUACUUCAACACCAAUAAACCACAUAGUUUUUUUUCUGCAGAAUACCAGUUGUAUUAGAAAACCGCAGGUCAUCUCAGGGGGGUGCGCACCUCCUGCACCCUCCCCCUAGAUCCGCCCCUGCGACAGGUAUUUGUUAAUACGUCUCAAGUUAUGUAAAUGAUAAAAUGCCGCAUUACAAGCCUUGUUUAUAUGAUCAGUCAUGCUUAAGUUGCUGUCAAACCACGAUCCAAGGUUUUUAACACAUGGGCUUGGACUGAUACGAUUAUUGCCCACAGUAAUGAAACACAAAUCUAGUUUAUCAAGCUGUUGUCGUGUGUCGACCAACACAAACUCCGUUUUUAUCAUCAUUGAUCAUCAACCGAUCUUGAAUCAUCCACUUACUCACCGCGUCAAUGCACUUUUCCAUAGCUUGUAUAGCAUCAGCUUGAGUAGUGUUGCCGAGUGGUUUAAAACUCAGAUACAGCUGCGUAUCAUCUGCGAAACAGUGAGCAUCGGGAAGAUAAUGUUCUACGAUCUUAAACAGCUUAGACGCAUAAAUUAUGAAUAGCAAAGGCCCUAAACAUGAGCCUUGGGGUACAUCGCAGUUCAAGUCAAAAGGACGAGAGAGAACUCCAUGUAUAGAAACGCGCUGACUUCUAUCAGACAAGUACGAUCUAAACCAAUUCAGAGCAGUCCAACGUAUGCCAACCUCGUCAGAUAGCCUCUUUAAAAGUAUUCGAUGAUAAACAGUGUCAAAGGCAGCACUGAGAUCCAAUAAAAUUAACAAAGUGACAUGUUGAGAGCUCAUCUUUAACAAAAUAUCGUUCAUCACCUGGAUAAGUUCCGUUUCAGUGCUAUGGAAUUGCCUGUAAGAAGAUUGAAGGGCACGAAAAAUAGCAUUUGAAACCAUGUGAUCGUAGACUUGAUUAAAAACGACUUUUUCAGUCAACUUGGAUACGUAUUGUAAGUUAUUAACUGGUCUGUAAUUUUUGUACAGCAAAUCCAAUACAGGUUUCUUCAAGAUAGGAUUAAUAAGCCCACAUUUCCAAUCAUCCGCAAAUUCUCCAGAAUUAAGAGACAGGUUGAUCACUUUAGUAAUGACUGGUAAUAGCACAUCAGCACAGCUGAUUACUAAAGGUGUUGACAUCAGAUCAAACAUACAGCUCUUCUUCGGAAAGCAGCCAAUCAACUUACUAACUGCACUUUCAGUUAAAGGGAUAAAGCUGUCCAGUGUUCUAGUUGGUAAUGUUUUCACAUAGUCAAAAUGGGAAUCAUGCAAACAAUCAGCUAGUCUGUCCAAUUUGACAUGGAUGGCGUCAAUCUUUUCAACAAAGAAGCUAAAGAGUAAAACUUACGACGGGAUUCAUUCAUCAGGUAGGUUGUAAAGUUCCCCUUCUUUCUAAAUUCAAGCAAAUCACGGACACUUCGAGAUCGACGCCAUUUUCUUUCAGCUCUCCGGCUUUCCCUCCUGGAAUCUCUAAUAUCUUCACUAAACCAAGGUACCAAAGGCCUCGGGCUCGUUUACAUCUUGUUGAAGGCCCAUUGACUCAAGCAGCUCCUUUAAACAAACACUGUCUGCGUUCCCCGGAACGUCUACAUGGAUAUUAAAAUCACCUGCUAUCAGUAACGUUACAGAUGACAUUAUGAUACUCCCCAAAAGACUCGAAAAAUCAGCAAAGAAUACACUCGUCGUGACAGGAUGGUUACUUGAAUAGGGUGGACGGUAAAUAAUAAUAAUCUGUAGUUUUCGCGACUGGAACUCGACCAUCCAAUGAGAAAACUCAAAAGAACUACGCUCACCAGCAUCUACACGACUUGCAUGUAGAUUUUCUCUUAUCAAUAGAGCAGUUCCAUCACCAGAUCGGUCAGAUCGUGUGUGAUCAAAAAACUGCUUGUACCUGGGUGGAGUGAUUUCGGCUCUGCACACAUCAUCAAUUUCUGAGAGCCAUGUCUCAGUUACUGCGAAAAUAUCAGCUCCAGAUGAUUCAACAUCUACUGACAGCUACUGACAGUGUAGCAUCACGGAACAGGCAUAAAUAGCUAUUUUGCUGGCACGGACCAGGGGACUGGACACAUUAGGAGGAGUUGUAUUCAAUUUCUUUGUGACAUGUUUCAUUGUUCGUUACAAAUUUAAAUCAGUCAAGGACAUCACUUACAUUUAGGGGAGCUUAGGGGUAUUUUUUCAUUUCUGCAGCCAUUUCGCUACCGAAGGUGUUUAGCAUCAUAGCGGAGCUCCACCCGCGCGCGAAGCGCGCGAGCGUGGGCGGAGCCCCAUAGGUAAGGAAAUGUGGUAAUCUACCCAUUCGAGAAAAUUUGGUAAUCACGUGACCGUACGACCGUCCGUCCGCACCACAGGGAAACCAAUGUUUGCUCUCACACUUUCUAGCUAGUUUGGGAGCCCAAGGAAAAACUAAUUGCACAUCAAUGUUGUGAUCAAUUGACAGCUGUCAAAAGACGGCACCCGCUGACCAGUAUCACCUGACCGUACCGCGGGCUCAAGUGUUCACCCAUCGAGGUCGAGUAUUUUUUUGAAGUUAUCUGCUGACAAAUUACCAGUUUCAAAUGAUCAUAGGCUCAAGUUCAUUUUUUCCAAUGAUUCAUAUGAAAUAUGUUGUGUUUAUGUCACUAUGACCCCGCACUGUUAAGAUUUUGAUUUCAAACUGACCUCGGACGCGAAAAUUCGACCAUUUUUUUUUUUAAAUACAGGCGGGGAAGAACUAUUAUUACCAUGGUCACGCGUUGGUCACGCUCUACGUCCAAUUUUUAUACUCUGAUUGGUCAAAAAUUGACAGGUGAGCUCAUGCGGAAAUUUAUGCAGCAUCAUGAAAGUUGUUUACUUUGAGAGCAGAAGCUGACAGAGUUUUGUGUCAACUUGUGAUGUAUUUAACUGUCUUCUCCACUGGAUGUACAAAAUGAAAUACAGCUGCUAUCAAGAGUCUCCUGUUAUUCAUGGCUGGUUUGUUUAUUGGGUUUUUGGUUGAGAAAUGCGUUGCUUGUCAAAAUUCGGUAAUCCGAUUUCGGAUUGCAUCGUUUUCGUUUUCCAUCUUGCUUAAUGCGUAAGAGGGCUUAAAAGUCUCAAGCAACUGUGGCCUUCCAUGAUAUCUUUCAGGAACCGAAUCUCGGAUGGUAAGCCUGAGUAAUUAUUGUAUUUGAUGUUUGUUUUUGUUAUAUCUAAUUUAAUGAAGUCGAGCACAGUUUAUGCGGCAAGUUUAUGCACGUUUGUAAGAUUUGAGUCAAUGAUCUGACCUAGUAUCAGUUUUGAUAUAAGCUUACAGAACUGUGAAAAGCCUUCAGAUAUAUUUUCUCACCGCAAAUAGAAAGAAAACGUUCCGAAGAAUAUUUAGCUAUAAAUUUGGCUGUAGAAAGAAAACUUUGAGCGAUUUUCUUGCUUCGAGAAGUGGCAUCGUUGAAAAAAACAAACACCGUGAGACCGGCUGAAAUUACAGUAAAACAUGAUUAACUUUUAAGUUUAAAGACUCACAAUUUUUAGAGACACUUUAAUACUUGUCUUCGUGAAUGAAAAUUGUUGUCUCUGUAAAUGUUUCACCGAAUUAUCUUUCUUUUAUUGAUUGUUAGUACUCUCUUGCAAUUUUAAUCGCUCGUCCGUGGCGUUUGUUUUCAUCGUUCAGGAACAUCGCUUGCAGGAGUACUUUAAAAAAAUGUCGCGCGUAUCAAACGCUUUAUAAGAUUACACAUCGUUAUAACUGAAACCAUUAAAUAACAAAAAAUUAUAAUAAUAAAUUCGUUAUUAUGUUGAAACGUAACUCUUUUAAAGUUCAUUCAAACACUCGAUUACACAGACAGCUCGCACUAGCAACGAGAACCGGCCGGCCUAAUGAGUGAUUUUGGAAAUUUUUUUUAACGGUUUCGCUAAAAGCCCACGAUUGAUCGUCCCGAACAUUGACUGAGUGCAAUUUGUGUUAAAAAAUUGUGAAAUACCGUGUUCUUCCGAGGUCUGUAUGAUAAAUUGUACGUAUUGUUUCACCUCAGAUCGUGUAUAAAAAGUAUAAAAGGUUGUUUUACACACCCCCAGAUUUGUUGGCAAGAAUUUGUACAGUAAACCUGUCGAACGCAAAAAAAUUCAGCCUGAUUUGUUUUCCUAGAAUUUGUUUUCGAGGCCUUAUCUACAGCUGUGAUCAAGAGCCAUUAUGGCUCUUGAAUGUGAUCGAAGAUGUUUACUCUUUUUUGGGUGUACAUAUAAGGCUAUCAACUCGAUGUAAGAUGUUUCACUCUAAAAUAACUUAGCCUUUCCCUCAAAAGUCACAUGAAUGUGCCCUCAAGUUAACUGAUUUGUGGAUCACAAGUUUAUUGUUUGAUUUAAAUUAUUAAUGGGAGCUUCGCUUUUAGCCCUGGCUAAAUCUAUAUAUUAUAUCUCUGUCCCCCAGUUGUCUGCACUGCAGCUGAUUUUAGCACGUUGGGGUAUGCGGUCCUUUGUUUUGCAGAAAGUGGCGCCGUAUUUCUUUUCUUUGCAUGGUUUUAUUGUUUGCGGGUUUUAUAACCAAGGGUGCACGGAUUAGCUGAUGGCAAAAUUGCAAAACUGCCAAAUGACAUCGAAAGCAGUUAAAACUGGUUUUGAUGUCCUUUGCUCAGACCUUCAGGUCCCUAUCCAUCUAUUCUGACGGUUUUCUCUUUUGAAACGCAAACCCUCAAGCAGAUUACUGGGGAUGUCUCCGUCCUUCUGCAAAAAAUUAAAGCCAUACUCUUUUGCCCUCCCCUCCCCAACCCUGAGAGGGUACUCCCUAUAAUGGCUAUACUUAGGGCUCCUACCGAAAGCAGUACAUUCUUCAGGCUUCCUGGGUAUAUUAAUUAAACGCCAGGAAUUUCACAUGAUGAGGUAUAUGAAACAAAAGGGAAAUCUUGUUUGAGAUAUCUAAGAGGGUUUUUAAUACAAAAUAUUUCGAGGAGAUGCUAUUCUCUCGCACUUUGCAAUAAAACUGUCACGCUUGGUAAUGAAUUUUGGUUUUGCACCCUGUAAUGACAGGCUAUUAAACCUUUUAAGUCGGAAAAGAAACGAAACUCUCGGAUGAUUGAUGUGCAUGUACAAGAAAAAUCAUUUUCGACAUUAUGAUAAGAAUUUCAAUUAGAAUAGAUGGUUUUUCAAAUUCAAAUUCUAAUUUAGCAUCAUGAUUCUUAUAUGAGAGUACGAAGGCUUUGUUGCAUUAGGAAUAAAGUAAAGUUAUUUUCAAGACUAAGAAUAACUGCACUAUAUCUUCAUGAAAUGGGACCUUAUUAUGAGAAUACUCAAAAGUAGGUUGAGUUUGAUCGUCCGGGUGAACAUAGUCCUGAAGAGCACUGUUCUUGUUGACAGUGAGUGACGCUUCGACAACCUGUGCGGUAGUUAGGCCUAGAUACAAAUAUCACGAAAAUUGCCUAAAUAUGUUUCCGGAAGUUCCCAAUUGUUUUUCUAAAUAUCUCGAAAAAGUUCUAAAAUAUCUCAAAAAUAUCUGGCUUCGUUUCAUAAAUAUUACUUAACAGUAUAAACAACAAAACAAGCCGCUCAUCUAAAAAUGGGGCAGAAAUUUCAGCAAAUUUCAGUAAAUUAUACCCUUGUACAGCAUACUACAAAACUCUAAGCAAUUCCACAUAAAGUCACCCUUGUUUACAGCACCCCUCGGCCUACAAGAACACUAGGGCACUACACUUUAAUACAGGAAGAGAUGGUGAAAGACCAUUAGGUGAUGGAGGUCUAAAGGGGUCUAAACGGAACACUAAUGUAUAGCUUGUGCGUGGCUUAAAGGGUUCGUCAUCAGCCAUUUUGUUGAACAUCAACCACAUUGCAUAUAUUAUAAAUGAAGAAUAUUGUUGAAUCUGAUUUCAAAAGGCCCAUAUGUGGAGAUUUGUUUCAAUUUCUGUCACUGAAAUGCCCACGCCCUAAUUAGCAUUGAAGUAGCUUCCUAUAAAAAACAUGAUUUCAGUACUUUUUUCAAAUUCUAAAUAACACAAUUUUUUCCUGAAUAUCAUGAGAUUUUCUAAAUAUCCCAAAAUCUUCUAAAUAUCUUAAAAAAUAUUCAGAUAUUUUUAUCUAGGCAUAGCGGUAGUCACCUUCAGAGUCAAAAUGAGUUGUAUCACGCCAGUUGAUGGUAUUAUACCCUGGUUAUUGACCUGACUGGUCAAUUACGUCGCGAUGUUAUUGGUCGUCUGUGAGUAAGCCGUGAUGUUGUUGGCUAUGGAGACUCGUAAUGUAAUUGGUGCGUUUCGAUCCGUCUAUUUUUAGUCAAAUUGUCAGUUUUCCAGUCGUUCUCUCGUAGUAAGUUUUGCUUGAUUUUGUCAAUAAGUUGUUUGUACGGUGCCGGUAACUGUUGACUACGAUUCAAGGACGUUUGUUUUAAGUUAGUAAACCAGCUUUCUAAAGUGAGUCGUUGAUAGUAGUCUGUAGCAUGUGUGAUACAUCUCGCAGAGUCCCAGUCGAUUUGAUGUUUCGUCUGUAAAUAGUGUUCAGCAAUGUGAUUGUUGACGUCACCAUUUCUCGUCGCUCGUUUGUGUUCGGUCAGUCGCGUGCUUAGGUUUCUAUCGGUUUCACCAAAGUAAGUAGCCUGGCAGAAGCAGCAUUAGAUCUUGUAUAGUGCUCCCUGUCUGUCCUCCGGUUUGUCUUUGUCCUUGACAUUAGUAAGUAGUCGCCGUAACGUGGUUAUCGGUUUGUGUGCAACACGUAUAUUACAAGGGUUUAGUAUACGUGCGAUGGUUUCAGAGGUGCCUCUGAUGUACGGUAUAGUCGCUGUCGUAACAGGGCCAGAGUUGACGUUGGUCUGACUGUUGGAGUACGUUCAGCAGGACAAUCAAACUCAACCUACUUUUGAAAUGACUCAUGGGUUCAAACCUUUCACAGUUUUAUAAAAAUACUCUUCAGGAAGAUAUUGGAUGCAAAUGAAUUAAUUCAAAUAAACCCAUAAACCAAUCACAAACAAGGAAAUGUCUGCGAAGUGAAUGAAGCUUACCCGACUACGUAAGUGACCACUAUCGAAUUGCCCCGUUCAUUGGAAAAAGUUAGGGACCUUAAGAUCUGAGGACGGCGACAGCAGCGAAAACGUCGCUGAAAAAGGGAAUUCGCGUUCUUUCAAUCUUCAUCGCGAUUACUCCAAGUCACUAACUUUGUCAAAGGUGAACCCUCCUAAAAGUUGAAUUCCUAAGAACCAUAUCCAAGUUCAAAAAGAUGGAGGAAAUUUCGUCGUCGCUUAAUUGUGUACUUCCGCUGUAAAAAGUGAAAAUAGACAUUUUCACGUCGUAGUCGUGUAGUGAUGGCAAAGAAAUGUACACAAAAGCGUGAUGCACGCGCAAAAUUGUUUUGUUUAUUAAACCUAUUGCUUUUUUGACGUUCUCGUUGUCGUUUCCGUCGUCGGAUCUUUUAAAAGGGCCCUAUUUUACCCCUAACCGACAGAGACGUAGACACUCUUGGCUACUAGGAUAUCUCUUCUUUUUGGGGCAGCUGUUUAAGUCUUGGUUAGCUGUAAACAAUGAAUUCAAAUUAACUUCAAACUUGGUGUUGAUAUAAAUAACUAAUGAUUUGACAUUUUUCAUUAAUGACACGAACACCUAAUGCAGUAUAGAAGGCUACUUCCCUUAAACGUUGAAAACAGUAGAGUUCAAAUUAUUACAAAGAUCUUCCCAAGAUUUCGCUGAAUACUUUCAACGAAUUCGUUUGAAUCAGCCCCAUAUUAUGGAUCGUCUGCAUUCCAGCGAGCUCCUGAAAAGAGCACAGCAUCUAGUCUGGAUUGAAGCAAUUUUCCUUGCUAUCAUCAACAUGAUGGCCAUCUUCGGAAACAUUUCUGUUUGCUACGCCGUGUAUAGAAACCAGAGACUUCGUUCGGUUUCCAAUAUGUUUGUUGUAGCGCUAGCUGUCAGUGAUUUACUAAUAUCUGUCAGCUGUAUGCCUCUUUCAGUUGCUACUCUCGUUCAAAGCCGAUGGGUAUUCGGGACUACUGUUUGUCAACUGCAGGGUUUUGCAAUUUUUACGUUUGCAAUGUCUUCUCUAAAUACUAUGGGGAUUAUUGCAAUCAGCCGAUAUUUUUGCGCAGUGAAACCAGCGAGGUACAUUGUUUUAUUCAGAAAACAAAGAAUUGUGUUGUACACUGCGGCAGUAUGGUGUAUGGCUCUCAUUGGUUCAGUGCCUCCGCUAAUUUUUCAGACAGGCGGAUACACUUUCCAACCAGCAAAAGCAAUGUGCAUGUACCCAUUCCAAACUAACAUCGCUUAUACCGUCCCCAUCGAAUGUGUGUUUGUCGCUGCACCCUUUACACUCAUUACUUUCUGCUAUGCCAAAGUGUUCUACACAGUGUCAAGAUCAAAUCGCGUUUUCACGCAAGAAAAUAACCCUGAACAGCUCAGAGCAAACGUCGAAGAAGCCAAAGUGACCGAGACAUUAGCCUUGGUCAUGGUCAGUUUCGCCUUAUGUUGGCUUCCUAUCAGCAUUAUGGAUCACAUCGACGCAGCACGCGGGGAGCCCACUUUGCCACGUAAGAUGUAUCUCACAUACGGGUUUCUGGCCUACCUAAGCAGUGCAGUUAACCCCUUUAUAUAUGGCGCUACCAACAGGCGCUUCAGACAAGAGUACAAAACUAUUUUGAAAAAGAUU